This is a messenger RNA of Dentiscutata erythropus, 486 nucleotides long. NCBI's taxonomy places the organism in Eukaryota, Fungi, Glomeromycota, Glomeromycetes, Diversisporales, Gigasporaceae. The record is from the annotation of a GenBank genome assembly.
UACUUGUUCGAAAGAGACUAUUAAACAAACAGCUCAGUGUAUUAUGCGAGAUAAACUUAGUAAAAAAGAUGUAAAAGCGAUAUCUAGAACCUUAGUCGAAACAUCCCCUGAUGCCGUUGUUGCCUUAUCACGUCUUUCUAGGCUUCAAAAAGAAUUGCAAACUCUCAAUGCUCCAAAGGAAAUAAUCUCUGCUACAUUGAACCCGGAGAUAACCAAAGAAUCCAAUAAAAUCCAACAGGAACAUAGCGAGCAAUGUAAAAAUGAAGUGAUCAAUUUUCCGGACUACUUUUCAUUAGAAUCAGUUAAGGAAAGAUUGGAUGGAUAUGACAUAUCCAAUAUACCUAACAAACAGGCCCUAGCUGAUGUAAUGAUUAUGCUCUGCAUUCGUCCUGCUGAAAUUAAAAACUUGUGUAUAUCUAAUGGGGCCAAUGAAGAUCGGGCAAGACAAUUGCUUACAUGGAUUCAGGAAGCAAUCGUUUCCGGGGA